GUGUGCGUGAACAAAAUGUUGUGUUCGGCUGAAGGUUUCACGUAGACGGCCGUGAAUAGUCCACUGAGCGAGAGACGCAGUAUAGUCAUGAACAGUUCUGACAAAAGUGUAUGCCGCGCCAAGCCUGCUCAUUUGAAGCCUCAGAAAUGUGGGCCUUACAGAACGUUUGAGGCGACUCUCACAUGAUGACUGUUGGACUUUGCUUGAAGUGGAAGUGAAGUUCAUGUAUACAGCAUUCUUUCGUCUUUCAAAGACGGAAACAAUAAGUUCACAGAUUUACACUGCGUAUUGACGUACACAUUGGGGCUAUAGUUUCCAUGAAAAGAAAUUUAACAGGUUCUGGAAGAGGUGGGAAUUACCCAGAACCUGAAGAGGUUUUCUGGGACCAGCAUUGGAGCCAUGAUGGCCGCCUUCGUUGCCCUUGGUUACGACUCCUUCGAGAUGGAGGACAUGUUCUCUUUCAACGUGAGCACCUUGUUUACGGAUGCCAGGUUUGGUCUAAUCGGGGCAGCCUUUAAUCUCUACCGCAAGAUGGGUGCCCAUCCUGCCAAUAAGUUGAUGGAAUAUUUCCACGAGCGAAUCUGCAAUAAAUUUGGCAAUCCAGAGCUAACAUUCCAGCAGCUCUAUCAGAAGACUGGACGGGAGUUGUGCCUGACUACCGUGUCGUUAAAUCGAUUGGGAGCUGAAUAUCUCCACGUCAAGACGACGCCAGACAUGCCGAUAGCCCUGGCUAUUCGUGCGUCUACCGCAGUGCCGGGUCUUAUGAUGCCCAUCAGAUACAAGGUAAUGUCCAAGGAAGAAGACGUAUUUGUAGACGGUGGCGUUCUCCACAAUUACCCAAUCGACUGCUUCGACGGCUGGUACUUAUCCUUGGAUCAGGAAAACAGUUUUCUCAGACGCUUUCACGACGCUCUUAGCAUCGCAUCAGACAGGUUCGCUGGCAACAACGAGAAAACGAUUGGAGCAGUGCUGUAUUCCGAAAACGAAGCCGAAUCGUUUAAGACAGCUCUAGAAGAACGCGCCAACACGCACAGAAAGGCAGAGGAUACCAUCGCCUUACCAGAUACUAAACGAAGCAGGAAGAGGUCCCAUGCGCACGAGGAGAAAUCGAGACUGUCGCUAAGCUCCAGGCAGGCACUGGCAAAGUUCGUCGCUGUCCUGAACAGACACGACAAGGACCAGAGUGGGACGAUCUCCAGACAAGAAUUCAAGGAGUCCCUUGAAGGAGCUGCUGAGUUAGCUUUCACAUGCGAAGACGCCAAGCUGCUAUUCGGUAGUGACUCGUGCAACCCAGACGCCAUCUUCGACCUUCUGGAUAUCAAUGGCAACGGAGAAAUCGAGUUCGACGAGUUGAUGGCCUUCGCCGAGAAAAAGGGCGUGGACAUGAUGGAAGCACUGCGGGGCUUUGAGCGACAAGCCGACUUCAGUCAUGUCACGGGUCUCUUCUCGGCUCUCGUAGAAACCUUAGUGGUCAAUGCGAAUCGCAUAUCUUUCAAGAAUGAAAACAUCGACCGAACGAUUGGAAUCAACACAGGAUACUUGGGAAGCACUGAUUUUCUCAUGGAACCCGACGACAGAAAAUAUAUCAUUCAGUGCGGCAAAAUGGGCACCAUCUACUUUCUGCGCGAGUACAUCAAGAGACACAACCUCCAGAAAAAGACCGAUGUGAUCGACUGUGAGGCUACGGCAGAGACGGUCGUUAGUAAAGAUGGGACUUUGAAAAGAGAAGCCACCGACGAAGCGAGUAAUAUAUGAACUGCACUGUAAAAAAAGGCACUUCAAAUUUAAACACUUUUUUGUACUUACUUAUUCUUACUUCUUUUUCUUCGUAACCCACUACAUGUUCGGUUAUUUGCAUUAAAAGGAACGUAUUUAAAUGCUAAACGCCUUUCCGUGGUACACGCUUAGCACUGUAAAAACCGCUCAGCAUUUAAACAUAAUUCUAAACACAUUUCAAUGUAAAAGAUCUUCACGUGUCGCGGACAAAAAGUGUUAAAAAGUGGGUAUUAAAGUGUUUAGAAAUGUGUUAAACUCUAAGUGCCAGUUUAACGUUUCUAAUGAAACUAAGGCCGUGUCCGAAACGGGAUUCCAGAGCUACGGCUAGGUCCAUUGUCUGCGCGUCUCCACGUAUUUUCAAUGGAGUGAAGACCCAGACCUAGCUCUAGACAACGGAUUCGGAUGGAGCCCUAGCCUGCACCGUUUCGAGCCAGUGCGUAUGCUCCUUUUCUUUGCUUUUAAAUCACCAGUGGAAGUAGUUUUCGUGGAUACUAUAGCGCAAGUGGAUCCAACGAUCUUUUGGUGACUUUGCUAAAUCAGUCCACAGUAGUUCAAAAACUCUCUUACGAAGCACAAUGAAAACACAUUGCUGUCAUCAAAUUGGAGCCAAAUUUUGUUUAUUAAAAUUGAUGGCAUUAGAAGUAAAAGAUGGAAGCAGAAUUCUUUUGCGAUUUCGGAAUAAUCUUUAAUUUUUGGACACAUAUUUGCGAUAGAAGCAAAUGGACUUUGGCUAAAUAUAAUAAUUAGAAUUUUGUGUGCUUAUUUGUAUAUUGCUCAAAUUUCAAAGGCUAAAUUACCAAAACGUUGCCCCAAUGAAUUCAUGUUAUUCUACUUGCAGUUAAAGAUUUAUCGUUAAAGAUUUAUCUUUUCUGUAAAAUGUACCCCCGAAUCGCUGUAAUUUUGCGCUUAUAUGUUGUAUGAUAUGAUAGCUAUCAUAAUCAGGCUAUGCAAUUUUAAUUGUGUUUUCCUCUCAGGAGAAACCUUUUCCAAGAACUUCCGAGAUCGUCCGAAAAUUUCGGAAUCCAUGUUGUUAACUUUCCGUUAA
This is a messenger RNA of Acanthaster planci (crown-of-thorns starfish), 2821 nucleotides long. RefSeq lists its product as uncharacterized. Gene Ontology annotation, biological process: lipid metabolic process. The record is from RefSeq and is a predicted model, not a curated record. Gene Ontology annotation, molecular function: calcium ion binding. Lineage: Eukaryota; Metazoa; Echinodermata; Asteroidea; Valvatida; Acanthasteridae.